GAGAGAAGAGACAGCAGGCAGAGCACAGGGAUGUGAUUUUGAAUUGUGUUUCUUUUUUAAAUAUCUGCAGCUUCCGUGUGUUUUCUCUCAGUCACAUUUCUAAUGGGAGAUUCCUGUUGCUGCUCCUGCUUUACUGAGUCCUGGAUCAAAUCUCUGGGGGAAGUACAAGGGUCAGGAGGGAAAGAGGAGUGAAAGAGAGAGAGAGAGAGAGAGAGAGAGAGAGAGAGAGAGAGAGAGAGAGAGAGAGAGACAGACAGACAGAGAGAGACUCAGAGAGAGUUUUGCUGCUGAAGUAAAAGCAGAGUUAUUAGGAAGCAGAAAAUGGGACCGGCUGCCACCUCACUCGCUCUCUUGUGUUUAUGUUCUCUGAGUGUGUGUGUUCCUACAGGGACGGCCGAUGCUACACCAAACCAGGCAUCCCUGCCAGAGGUGAAGAAGGCGAGAGGGGACGUUCCUGAUAUUCUUCCAGAGCCUGAACCAGAGCCAACCAGCCCAGUGUCAGACUUUGAAAACUCAUACAACUAUGUCUUGUCCAGACUAGCCAGUAUGGACCAGGCGAUCCACAAGCUGAAUGUUGGUCACUACACCCUGGAUGUUAAAGUCAGCCAGUUAAUGGACCGUCUGACCAGGGUGGACGCUAAAGUCGGGGAGCUGGAGGACAGCAUCCAGGAGGUCUACCAGCACAGCAAGCACAACCGCAAGGAGAUGGGAAGACUGGAAGGUUGCCAGAAGGGCCACAGGAUCGGAUACAAAUGUUAUCUUGUGUACAACAGCUAUGAGGACUACGCCGGAGCGUCCAGAAAGUGCCUGGAACGCGGCGGCCGCAUUGCAAUGCCGCGCGACCGUAAGGAGCAAGAGGCCCUCGCGGACUACGUCAAGUCAUUCUUCCACCCGGGGAACUGGCCCGUAUGGCUGGGCAUCAACGACCUGCGAUCUGAGGGCAUGUACCUCUUCGACGACGGGACGCGGGUCUCGUACUUCCAGUGGCGCAAACACUUCCUGUCCAGCCAGCCGGACGGAGGGAGGCGGGAGAACUGUGUGGCGAUGUCGUCAGACGAUGGCGACUGGUGGGACCACUACUGCGAUCGGACCAUGAACUAUCUGUGCGAGUUUGAUGACAGGGUGGCACUUUAAAACAAACUCCUUAUCCCACCUUACUACUACCUUAAACUUUGACCUCCAGUUAUUGAUCAUUAGAAAUUAGGGAUGCACCGAAUCCAGAUUUUUGGGGUUCAGCCGAAUACCAAAUCCACUAGUUAAGACUCUGCCGAAUCCGAAACCGAAUCCUAUACUCCCAUCCUCAGUCCAUUAACACAGUAAACACAUUAAUGAAAUAAACACAUCCACAGCAGUGAAUUUUUCAUUUUAUUUUAACUGUAAAAAAAUAUGUUUUGGCUGCUGUCUGUAGAUUCCUUCAUGCACAACUCGU
Molecule: messenger RNA, 1429 nt
Organism: Perca fluviatilis (European perch)
Lineage: Eukaryota; Metazoa; Chordata; Actinopteri; Perciformes; Percidae
Gene: clec11a
Product: C-type lectin domain containing 11A
Exons: 5
Coding region: 322-1134 (270 amino acids)
Source: RefSeq, a predicted model, not a curated record